GAUGACGUCAGGAAACUAGCAGCAGUUUCUCUAUAAGGGCCUUUCCUGUGAUGCGCCUCUCCUUCCUCUUUCACUUUCAGGCCCGCCGCCGCUUUUUAAAGAUCAGCUGACGCCUCUGUGAGUCCACACAAGCCGCAGUCACCAUGGCGAGUGUGUGUUGCUGGACCCUCCUGGUCGCUUUUGUUGCAAGUCAGACCGCCGCAUCAUCAGUGGAUCCUCCCAUCAAUCCCACAGUGCAUUGCUGGUGUGCAAGCUAUCCCAACAGGACCUUUUGCUCUUGGCCUGAACCUCCUAACUCUCAGCCAGUGCGCUACAUCGCCUCCUACAGUGAAAGACACCAGCCGUCCGUGACCAAGCAAUGUCAACUCACGACUACCAACUCGUCAUCAUCACGAGAGCAGGUGUGGCACUGUCCCCUGCGUGACCUGAAGCUUCUGACGGAUUACAUCAUCAACGUGACGACGCUUUACGACAGAGGCAGCAGCUCUCAUCUGAGCAGCUUCAUGCUGGAGGACAUCGUGAAACCUGACCCCCCCGUGGACAUCAAGGUGUCCCCUCACAACGUCAGAGCAGUUCUCAUAGAAUGGUCGGCUCCUCCCACUUGGACGUACCUGGACAUCGUCCCCUUAAAGUACCAGAUCCUGUACCAUUGGAACAUCAAGGGCACCACCAAGUCUGUCACUCUGGGUCCUCUGGAGAACACCAGCGUGGAGCUGAAGGGUCUGAUCCCAGGUAGAAGCUACCUGUUCCGGGUGUGCGCUAAGGAGCUGCUGGGUUUGGGUCAGUGUAGUCGCUGGAGCUCACCCGUCACUGUGACCUUACCGAAGAAAAACCUCUAA
This is a messenger RNA of Doryrhamphus excisus (bluestripe pipefish), 839 nucleotides long. Lineage: Eukaryota; Metazoa; Chordata; Actinopteri; Syngnathiformes; Syngnathidae. The record is from RefSeq and is a predicted model, not a curated record.